GUAUCGCGAUCGAUACAGGUGCAUUGCGCGAUGUGGCUUGUGCGCGUUCUUAGCCGUCGACGUCUCCCUCUCUCUCUCUCUCUCUUUCGCGGACGUAAACAUAACAUAACCUAACUUGAUCCUAACCUUGCCUCGCGCCGCGUCACAGUACGUCGUUUCGAACUCGCGUCUCGAGUUGUUUGGAUCUGGUUCAUAACGAGCCUCUCUUUGCCACACGAAUUCAAUGUCGUAGUCGUAGUACGCGGGCAACAAAGAAAGAAAAACGCGCUGUACAGAGGUUAGCAGCGAACUUUGUUCCGGUCACAAACGCGUUUCCGUCGUCUCGUCAAUGUACGCUGACUGCGUAGAAACACGUCGUAGGUGUGCAUUGUAAAUACUGUUAGACGUUAAACUAGGCCUCUCUAUACCAGGGAGCUGUAUUUUUUGACGCACCCCUCAACAUGGAUGAGGAGGAAUGUUUUCAGCCAAUCUUGAGUUCCCAGGAAGAGGACAAUUUCCAGCCGUUGAAUACUGCGCCAAUUGCAUCGAUCUCACUUUUCCUUGGAGUCUCCUUGGGGAUCACUGGGAUUGUCUUUGUGUCUGUUUGGCCAGAGGAGAGGAACAAAUGUGACACAUAUUUUAUAUAUCUGUACCUUCACUGCAUCUACUGGCUCAUAGUAUUGGUGGCAGAUCACGCUAUCAAGACCAGACACCACAAAUUGCGUAUUAACGGUUAUUUAGAUUUUUAUCAAGCGACAUAUCAACAAGUGAGGACGCCUUUGUUUAUCACGUCAUUGUGGAACGCCUGCUACUUGCUUCUAGCCGUGAUUCUACACCAUACACACAAAGUCGACUAUGAGCAGUAUUGUAGAAAAUCGGAGUGGCUCACACCACUUAACUACAUCCUUCUGCUGUCCACUGUGGAACUCAUGAUAAUCGUGCCAGUUUACCUUAAUUACAUCAAGAGAGUUAUGAGAUUUAAUCGAUUACGUCCACCGGCCGACGUCACUCGCGAGGAAUGGCUAUCGUCCUUCACUCGAGACUCCUACGCCGGAGGCGGCGAGAUCGGUUAUCAUCCAAGAGGAUCGAAUUUGGAGGAACUGUUGGAAAAGCAGGCGGAUUUGAUAAGAUACCUGAGGGAUCAUAAUGUUCAGUUAAGUCACAGAAUAAUGCUGCUGGUAUCUCAGCGCAGAGAGACUGAAGUAAUAAACUGAUCCGUGAAGUAAUAAAUACUAAUACUACAUAUCCUUCUUACAAAGUAUAACAUACAGUUGAAUUAAUCUUCAUCUUGGUCGAAGCUUUGCCAACAUUUUCGUUCUUCAGCCGUCAUCCACGCGACACAUUUAGCUCGAACGAAAUUCUAUUUCAAAUAAUUUUAUGCAGAUUACACAAACAUCCAUAAUUAAUAUAUAUAUAUUAAUUUAUUAAUAAUAUUAAUAUAUAAUAAUUUUAUAUCAAAUAUUGUUUUAACUAUUACAUAAUAUUGUAUUAUUUGAUAUGGAAUUUUAUAAUAAUUUUAUAUCAAAUAUCAUUUCAACUGUUACACCGAUACUUGACCCUCGCGAUGCUAACAAGUUAGCGCCCAGAUGUAGAUGCCAUUCGGCGUAGACCAGUGUUCGAAAUGUUUGCGUUUUCUCAUUCUGUAUAUUUCAGCAAUUAUUUUCCCGUUGGCGUUGCCUCGUAGCUCAGUUGUACAUUUCCAUUUAUUGUGUCGUGUCGCGUCGCGUCAUAUCCCAUUAUAAGUCUUCAUCUGCUUUCUCAUCAAAGCUGCUGCUUUGUUUUUAGGAUAAUUUACCUAUCUGUAGACGUUAUCUCCUGUAAAAAUGUUAGAUUCGACAAGUUACCGAUGCGACUGGUAUUGCGUAAGAGCUACCGUGUAACACGGAUCGCCCGCGCAAUUGCGAUCGAUCAACGAAAUGCCAAAUAUAAUAUUCUUUUAAAAAGAGUGUGGACACGCGUUUGUUAACAUUGUCGCGUUGAUCUUGCGUGCUUGAGGGAAAAUCAAAAGUGUUUACUGUGAUAGAAAAUGUAAUUGUAUGCUCAUUGUCAACUCAAUAAAAUAUAUGUAUAUUUUUUUCCAGUA
Messenger RNA from Odontomachus brunneus, 2062 nucleotides. RefSeq names its product transmembrane protein 192. The record is from RefSeq and is a predicted model, not a curated record. NCBI's taxonomy places the organism in Eukaryota, Metazoa, Arthropoda, Insecta, Hymenoptera, Formicidae. Bases 441 to 1193 code for a protein of 250 amino acids. Gene Ontology annotation, cellular component: lysosomal membrane; late endosome. The transcript is spliced from 4 exons.